AUGUUAGAACAUGAUUGUUCUAUGAACGAUACUUUGGAUAACUUCACUUUUCAAAAUAUCAGCUGUGAUGAUAAAAAUGCUGUUUUUUCAUCGAACAGAAUCUCUUUUGACGAUUCUGCUUUUUUGGAUAAUGUGUCUUUUGACUUCGAUCAAAUUGAAACCAGCCAAAAACCUCCACUCCAAGAACAAGAUCCCGUCGUUGAGGAGAAAACUAGUCAAAAUGUGCUUUAUGGCAAGGAUUAUCAAGAGAACGACAUGUAUUUAGAGGCUUUAGAGGAAUCAGCUGAAGCAUCAAACACUAGUAAUGAUCAGGGCAAUACACACGAAUCAGACAAGGAUUCAUAUCGAAGUGCUAAUAAACCAAUCAAUAACGACUCAUUUUCUCUAUCGCCUCCUAAAGAACUGGAAUCACCCGACAGACUGCUAUCUCAAAAUGUAGGGCAACCAAAUUUAGAAGACAAACAAUCAAGCUCUGUGCUACUGGAAAAUGGUAGCCCACAUUCUAAUAAAGAUUCCCAAACAAGUCAAUUGCCCACUUAUGAGCUAUCCGCUUGGAAUCUACCAGAUGCGGUACUCGAAAGGUACAAAGCGAGAAAAGUAACGAAAAUGUUCCAAUGGCAGUUCGAGUGUCUCAACAAUCCUAAAGUGCUGCACGGUUCAUCAAACUUGAUCUAUUCCGCUCCAACAUCAGCCGGAAAAACGUUGAUAGCUGAAAUUUUAGCUCUGAAAACCAUCUUCGAUAGGAAGAAAAAGGUUAUUUUUAUUUUGCCGUUUGUGUCAAUAGUAAGAGAAAAAAUGUACUAUUUUCAAGAUAUUCUCAGCAGUAGUGGUGUAAGAGCAGAAGGAUUUAUGGGCUCCUAUAAUCCGCCUGGAGGUUUUAAUUCCGUACAGCUUGCAAUUUGCACCAUUGAGAAAGCAAAUAGUCUCAUCAAUAGACUUUUAGAAGAGGAAAGAUUGGCAGAGAUUGGCUCAGUAUUUGUGGAUGAAAUGCAUUUGUUAGGAGACCCGAACCGAGGAUAUCUGCUUGAAUUACUUUUGACCAAACUUCGCUAUAUAUGCUUAAAAGAUCUAAACAUUCAAAUACAAAUCAUUGGAAUGUCAGCUACACUCCCAAACUUGGGGCAACUAGCAAGAUGGUUAGAUUCUGAGUUGUACUCGACAUCUUUCAGGCCUAUUCCGUUAUAUGAGCAGGCCAGUAUAUGUGGAGACAUAUUUGAUAACGACAUGAAAAUCAUAAGAAAAUUAGAUACUUUGCCUGAGCUAGGAGUUGAUACAGAUCACGUUCUUCAGCUGUGCCUAGAAACUAUUCAAGACUCUUGUUCCGUUUUGAUAUUUUGCCCGACGAAGAAUUGGUGUGAAAAUUUGGCUCAGCAGCUAUCACAAGCUUUUUCUAAACUUGGCAACUCCCAGUCACCAUUAGGUCAACUUUUGAGGGCUCAAAUAAGGGGUGAUUUAAUAAUCGAAGUACUAGAGCAACUCAAGUUUUGCCCCGUAGGACUCGACUCGAUUCUCAAAAAAACUGUAUCCUUUGGUAUUGCCUUCCACCAUGCAGGUUUAACCAUGGAUGAAAGGGAUAUAAUAGAAGGUGCCUUCCGCAACGGAGCAAUUAAAGUUCUGGUAGCCACAUCGACUUUGUCCUCGGGAGUUAAUUUACCGGCUCGUCGAGUAAUAAUUAGAAGUCCCGUUUUUGGUGGAAGACCCUUAAAUCUGCUCACAUAUCGGCAAAUGAUUGGCAGAGCUGGACGGAUGGGUAAGGACAGCAAAGGAGAAAGUAUUUUAAUUUGCCAAAAGGCCGAAUAUAAGAUUGCCAAAGAACUGAUGUCGUUCGAACUAUCACCUGUGGAAAGCUGCCUUGAAGGCGCGGGUAAGCUAAAGAGGGCCAUCCUGGAAGUGAUUGCUAGCGGCGUCGCAUUAUCCCCCGAUGAUAUUGCUCUGUUUACUAACUGCACAUUGAUGAGUAUUACAAAUGCUGAUGAUCAACAAGACCAAUUAGCGGUAAAUCCAAUAGAUGCCACUAUUGAUUUUCUGAAAAAGCAUGAAUUUAUCAGGUUGCAAAAGGCAAAUGGCGCAGAUGAGCAAUAUGUAGCUACCUCGUUAGGCAAAGCCUGCUUAUCUUCUUCUAUUGCACCUGAUGAAGGUCUCACCUUAUUCACAGAGCUAGAGAAAGCUCGACAAUGCUUUGUUCUUGAAACAGAGCUUCAUUUGAUAUACCUUGUUACACCAUAUUCUGCUUGCCAAACAUGGGGCAAUAUCGACUGGAUGAUGUACUUAGAUUUUUGGGAUAAACUGUCAAGUGCCAUGAAGAGAGUUGGGAAGCUUGUAGGGGUUUCAGACCCUUUCAUUGUAAGUGCUACUAGAGGUAAAAUAGACUGCAACAGCUCAAAGGGCUUUCAAAAGCUCAUGGUUCACAAGAGAUUUUUUGUUGCCCUAGCAUUGCAAGACCUAGUCAAUGAAGUGCCACUUGCAACUGUUUGUGCAAAAUUUAAUUGCAAUAGAGGCAUGCUACAGUCUCUUCAACAGUCAGCGUCAACAUUUGCGGGUAUGGUGACAGCAUUUAGCAAGCAAUUAGGAUGGGCCAGUCUUGAAAUAUUGUUAGCACAAUUUCAGGAUAGAAUGCAGUUUGGCGUCAGUCGAGAUUUGCUCGACUUAAUGCGACUUCCAUCAUUAAAUGGAAAACUGGCAAGAAUUUUAUAUAAAGCAGGGGUAGAGACUGUAAUAGAGUUAGCUAACCGUGAUGUAGCGUAUAUAGAAAAUAUUCUAUGCAGAGCUGGUCCAUUUGAGAGCGCUAAGGAGAGAGAUGGCGAGUCGAAGACUGACACUAAUGAUAGAAAUAAGUUUAGAACUGUUUGGAUAACAGGCAAAGAAGGCCUAACAGAAAGAGAAGCCGCACAGUUGUUAGUGAACAAUGCCCGAAAUUAUUUGGUUAUUGAAGUGGGAUUAAAAGAAGCCAAAUGGAAUUCCCAAUCUAAUCCGGACAAACACGACUCCACAUUUCAGCUUCGAGCCAAUGAGGGCACAAAAGAAACAAAACUUUCAAGUAACAGACAACUAAUUAUAGAUGCCUCCUCAAAGUCUUCUUUAUCUGAAAACGCCAAAAAUCAUAAUUCAGUUUGCAGUGGAGAUGGUAAUGUGGUGGAAGGUUCCGUUAUUGGGUCUGCCAAAGAAAUAUAUUUUGGAGAUUGUAGUGAGAAUGUUGUAUUAGCUACUGAAGAUGAUGCAGUUGUCAAUGGAAUUGAAACAUCAUUUAAAACCUUGAGCAUAACACCCAGUAAGGAAACAGAAAUUGUUUCAACUCAAGCACCAAUAGGACUUAAUAUAUCCGAAUCAUCUUUGUUCAGUUCAUCUGGAAGCUUAGAAAAAUCGAAAUCUGAGGAACAGUUUACAGACAGUAGUUUUACAUUGCAAUUAAGCGAUGAUCAAGAGAUUUUUACUGAAACUAUAGACGAAUUUAAUAGUCAGGAUGAUUUUGAAACAGCGAUUAAAAAUAUUGACAUUUCCCAUGCGAUCCAGAAAAACUGCAAUUAUAGUGUUGAUCAAUCUGAUAACAUAACUUUAUCAAAUUAUUCAGGCAGCAGUGCCAGUGACAUUAACAUUAAUGUUUUGGGGAAAAGAGGCCGAAGUAGUUCAGGCUCAAGUUCAGAAGAACUGUUUUUGGAAGCUACACCCAAUAAGAAAUGUAAAAAUUCGAAGAUACUCACUCCGUUUGCCAGUACAAUCACGAAGUACUCCCAAUUGAGCUUAGAUAAUAUUAAUUCAAUUAAAGCACCAAGGUUCUGGUCGGAAUUUAGAGAAUCGCAGUUUGAGACAUGA
Messenger RNA from Dendroctonus ponderosae (mountain pine beetle), 3810 nucleotides. RefSeq names its product DNA polymerase theta-like. The record is from RefSeq and is a predicted model, not a curated record. The coding region runs from base 1 to 3810 and encodes 1269 amino acids. NCBI's taxonomy places the organism in Eukaryota, Metazoa, Arthropoda, Insecta, Coleoptera, Curculionidae. The transcript is spliced from 2 exons. Gene Ontology annotation, molecular function: nucleic acid binding; ATP binding.